AUGGCGUAUGUCAUUCGAUUUUGUGAUUACAUCCGAAGUUAUAGAACGACGUUGACCAAGGGACUGCCAACAGUAUCGGAAAUACGCAGAGCGUCAACUCUGAUUGUUCGGAUGGUGCAAAACGACGAUUUUCAUCGAGAAUUGCAGAUGUUGAAGGACGACAAGGAAGGCAAGGUAUCUUUUCAAAACCUCAACCCUUUCAUUGAUCCAAAUGAUGUGAUACUGCGAGUUGGUGGAAGACUGAAGCACGCAGUUUUACCGUACGAACACAAACACCAAGCCUUGCUUCCCGAGACUCAUCCAUUCACAGUGACGUUGAUCAGGCAUCUGCAUUGCACUAAUAUGCAUCUUGGCCAACGUAGCUUAUUAGGAGUUGUACGACAACAGUAUUGGCCGCUCAAGGCUAAAAACGUCAUUCGAAAGAUACUACAUCACUGCAUACCGUGCUUUCGAAUGAAACCCAAGAAGUCUACGCAAUUGAUGGGAGAUCUACCGGACUAUCGGGUUCAGCCUUCACCAGUGUUUUCACAUUCAGGCUUGGACUUUGCAGGACCUUUCAAGUUACGGCUGAGUGCCAACACAAGAAAUCCGACAACCACCAAGGGGUACGUUUGUCUAUUCGUCUGCAUGGCAACCCGUGCUGUGCACCUAGAAGCGGUAUCCGAUUUAUCUACUGAAACAUUCAUGGCCGCACUCCAACGAUUCGUCAGUCGCCGUGGGCUGCCGCAGAAGCUGUAUUCCGACAACGCGACUAACUUUGAAGGAGCUAACAACGAGAUGAGUCGACUAGCAGAACUAUUUCGAAACGAGCAGCAUCUGCGAACGCUGAUUGACUACUGUGCAUCGAAACAAAUUGAGUGGUCUUUCAUUCCUCCACGUAGUCCGCACUUCGGCGGCAUAUGGGAAGCAGGAGUCAAAUCAGUAAAAUCGCAUCUGAAGCUAGUUCUUGCAGAACACAAAUUAACGUACGAAGCACUCGCUACCGUUUUGGCACAAGUGGAAGCAAUUUUAAACUCCCGGCCUCUCACUCCUGCUUCUGACGACCCGAACGACAUGACAGCGAUAACACCUGCUCACUUCAUUAUAGGGAGAGAAUUUCAAGCAAUUUUGGAACCUUCGUAUGUCAACAUUCCUCAAGGCAGAUUGUCUCGUUGGCAAUUCGUCCAGGAUUUAAAACAGAAAUUCUGGAAAAUGUGGAUGAAAGACUACCUUCAGGAACUCCAGAAACGUCAACGUGAUUUGAAGGUGACCGAAUUUAAAAUUGGAGCGUUAGUAGUUAUUGUCGACGAGAACGUACCGCCACUGAAAUGGGUACUAGCCCGCAUAAUCGAACUACAUCCAGGACGUGACGGACACACACGUGUGGUAUCUUUGCAAACGGGAAGCGGUGUCACCAAGAGAGCCGUGAAGAAAAUCUGCGUAUUGCCACUCGACAACGAAGAAGGUACACCUGAUGGUUAA
Messenger RNA from Malaya genurostris, 1461 nucleotides. RefSeq lists its product as uncharacterized. The record is from RefSeq and is a predicted model, not a curated record. Gene Ontology annotation, biological process: DNA integration. Lineage: Eukaryota; Metazoa; Arthropoda; Insecta; Diptera; Culicidae. Gene Ontology annotation, molecular function: nucleic acid binding. The transcript has a single exon. Bases 1 to 1461 code for a protein of 486 amino acids.